AUGGCCAAGACCGCUCUUUUGGCCGCGUUUAGUAUUCUGUGCAUCGCCCAUUCAUCGUCCGAUUUCGUUCCACGAGCUACAGGCUCAUUGGACUCGUUUAUUUCUAACGAAACACCCAUCGCCUUACAAGGAGUAUUGAAUAAUAUUGGAUCAAGUGGUUCAUUCUCGGAGGAAGUGAGUGAAGGAGUUGUGAUCGCUAGCCCUAGUAAACAAGAUCCCAACUAUUUUUACUCCUGGACUCGGGACUCCGCUCUUACUCUAAAAUGCCUUGUGGAUGAAUUCAUCGCGGGAAACUCAGAUCUGGAAUCUGUUAUAAAAGAGUACAUCAGCACAUCAGCUUCAAUCCAGGGGAUCUCGAAUCCUUCCGGUGAUUUGUCCGAUGGUAAAGGCCUUGGUGAGCCCAAAUUUAUGGUCAAUGCGACCGCCUUCACGGGCUCCUGGGGCCGUCCGCAACGUGACGGACCGGCGCUGAGAGCAACGGCUAUGAUUGCAUAUGCCAACUAUUUGAUUAGUAAUGGGGAAAACUCUACAGUAGACUCCAUCAUUUGGCCAAUCGUGCAAAACGAUUUGGCAUACGUCGCGCAGUAUUGGAAUGAAACAACGUUCGACCUCUGGGAAGAAGUGCAAGGAUCAUCCUUCUUCACCACCGCAGUACAACAUCGUGCACUCGUCCAAGGAAACGCCUUGGCUACCACACUGGGCCAUUCUUGCGCGAAUUGCGUCUCUCAGGCUCCCCAGAUUCUGUGCUUCCUGCAGUCAUAUUGGACCGGCUCGUCCAUCCUCGCAAACUUUGCCGAUAAUGGUCGCUCAGGUGUUGAUGUCAACUCGGCCAUUGGAGUUAUAGCCACAUUUGAUCCCGAGGCAGGCUGCGAUGAUACGACUUUCCAACCCUGCUCUGCGAGAGCUCUUGCCAAUCACAAGGUCCUUACUGAUUCUUUCCGUGACGUGUUCUCGCUCAACGCAAAUAUCAGUGCUGGUACUGCCGUCGCUGUUGGCCGUUACCCAGAAGAUGUUUUCCAGGGCGGAAAUCCUUGGUACUUAGCCACUUCAGCCGCCGCUGAACAACUAUACGAUGCAAUCUAUCAAUGGAAAAAACAGGGCUCGAUCAACAUCACUUCCAUCAGCUUGCCAUUCUUCAAAGAUGUAUAUUCUUCAGCUGCCACAGGAAGCUACAGCAGUUCUGAUUCGGCCUUCAACGAUAUCAUCUCGGCCGUGACGACCUAUGCAGAUGGCUACCUGAGCAUUGUCGCACAAUACACCCCUAGUGACGGCACACUGACAGAACAGUUCCAGCGUGACGAGGGGUUUCCGAUCUCCGCAUCUGGUCUUACAUGGUCGUAUGCCGCUUUUCUUACUGCAGCUGCCCGCCGAGCCUCGACUGUCCCGGCGUCGUGGGGUGGAAGCAAUGCCAAUACCGUCCCAUCUACCUGCUCUGCUUCACCACCUACUGGUAGUUACACAUCAGCCACAGAGACAUCCUGGCCGACUGCACCUGCAACGAGCACACGCCCCGCAUGCUCUGCACCUAGCGAUGUCUCGGUAACAUUCCAGGAAAUCAUCUCCACCAACGAAGGUGAUGAAAUCUACCUAGCAGGCAACAUUGAGGCACUCAAAAAUUGGUCCACCACGAAUGCUAUCUUAUUGAGCGCGAAGGAUUAUCGGUCUGCCGAUAACUUGUGGUACACUGAGCUCUCGUUGCCGGCGGGUACCAGUUUCGAGUACAAAUUCUUCAAGAAUACCAGUGGAACCAUCACAUGGGAGGAUGAUCCAAACAGGUCGUACACUGUUUCUCAGGAUUGUGGUGUCAGCACAGCCUGCGUAAAUGAUGAGUGGCAAUGA
This is a messenger RNA of Talaromyces proteolyticus, 1839 nucleotides long. RefSeq names its product putative glucoamylase precursor. Bases 1 to 1839 code for a protein of 612 amino acids. Gene Ontology annotation, biological process: polysaccharide catabolic process. Lineage: Eukaryota; Fungi; Ascomycota; Eurotiomycetes; Eurotiales; Trichocomaceae. The record is from RefSeq and is a predicted model, not a curated record. Gene Ontology annotation, cellular component: fungal-type vacuole. The transcript has 4 exons. Gene Ontology annotation, molecular function: glucan 1,4-alpha-glucosidase activity; starch binding.